CAAAACAGCCAAAGAGCAUUUGAAGCCACACAACACGAGUUGAAACAGGAACAUACUGAGAAAGUCUCGGGUGUGGAGACAAUUCUUCCUCUGCAGAUUUUGAAGGCACUGUGAAGGUAGAAAGUGUGUGUGAGCUGAUGUGAAUUGAGCAGCAUGGAUCAGUGUGAGGACAGAGAGGAGCGAGUCCCUCCCUCUAAAAGAGCCAGAGAGAGCCACACUAAAGCUGAGAGGAACCAACCUGGACCUCCACCCAGCUCUGUGUCCUUACAGAGUGAUGGGUCUAAAGAUGCCACCAUUUAUUUUAAAGUCCAGCCUGUGUCUGCUGCAGAGAGGACCCAUGGGAGUCCUGCUGGACCUGAAGCUGGAUCCAGCUGUGUGUCCUUAAAGAGUGACCGGUCUAGACGUCAGCCCAUUGAUUUUAAAGUCCAGCAGGUGUCUGCUGCAGAGAGAGUGGACCAGGAGAGCGCAGAGGUUCGAGGUGGUCAGUCUGCCCAUCAAACACACCUGGACUCCAUAUUUAUGCUGCUGGAGGACAACAUCAUCACUUUUGUGAAGAACGAGCUGAAGAAGAUCCAGAAGGUUCUGAGUCCAGGUUACCCAGAAUGCUUAGAGAGUCAGAGGGAGGAUGAUGAGCAGAGGAGCAGAAGAGAGGCAUUUGUGAAGAUCACACUGGACUUCUUGAGGAGAAUGAAUGAGGAGGAGCUGGCUGACCGUCUGCAGCGCAGUUUUCAACAUCAUUUCAAGUCUGUCUUGAAGAAGAAGUUCCAGUGUGUGUUUGAGGGCAUCGCUAAAGCAGGAAACCCAACCCUUCUGAAUCAGAUCUACACAGAGCUCUACAUCACAGAGGGAGGGACUGCAGAGGUCAAUGAUGAACAUGAGGUCAGACAGAUGGAAACAGCAUCUUGGAAAACAGACAGACCAGAAACAACAAUCAGACAAGAAGACAUCUUUAAAGCCUCACCUGGAAGAGAUGAACCAAUCAGAACAGUGCUGACAAAGGGAGUGGCUGGCAUUGGGAAAACAGUCCUAACACAGAAGUUCACCCUGGACUGGGCUGAAGGCAAAGCCAACCAGGACAUCCAGUUCAUAUUUCCAUUCACUUUCAGAGAGCUGAAUGUGCUGAAAGAGGAAAAGUUCAGCUUGGUGGGACUUGUUCAUCACUUCUUUACUGAAACCAAAGAAGCAGGAAUCUGCAGCUUUGAAGACUUCCAGGUUGUGUUCAUCUUUGAUGGUCUGGAUGAGUGUCGACUUCCUCUGGACUUCCACAAAACUACAAUCCUGACUGACCCUAGAAAGUCCACCUCAGUGGAUGUGCUGCUGAUAAACCUCAUCAGGGGGAAACUGCUUCCCUCUGCUCGCCUCUGGAUAACCACACGACCUGCAGCAGCCAAUCAGAUCCCUCCUCACUGUGUUGGCAUGGUGACAGAGGUCAGAGGGUUCACUGACCCACAGAAGGAGGAGUACUUCAGGAAGAGAAUUGGAGAUAAGAAGCAGUCCAGCAGGAUCAUCUCCCACAUCAUGACAUCACGAAGCCUCCACGUCAUGUGUCAGAUCCCAGUCUUCUGCUGGAUCACUGCUACAGUUCUGGAGGAUCACCUGGCCAGAGAGGGAGGACAGCUGCCCAAGACCCUGACUGAGAUGUACAUCCACUUCCUGGUGGUUCAGGCCAAAGUGAAGAAGGUCAAGUAUGAUGGAGGAGCUGAGACAGAUCCACACUGGAGUCCAGCGAGCAGGAAGAUGAUGGAGUCUCUGGGAAAACUGGCUUUUGAUCAGCUGCAGAAAGGAAACCUGAUCUUCUAUGAACCAGACCUGACAGAGUGUGGCAUCGAUAUCAGAGCAGCCUCAGUGUACUCAGGAGUGUUCACACAGAUCUUUAAAGAGGAGAGAGGACUGUACCAGGACAAGGUGUUCUGCUUCAUCCAUCUGAGUGUUCAGGAGUUUCUGGCUGCUCUUCAUGUCCAUCUGACCUUCAUCAACUCUGGACUCAAUCUGCUGGAAGAACAACAAACAACCUCCAAGAACUCUGACACAAGAGAAUCUACAGAGAAAAACUUCUACCAAACUGCUGUGGACAAGGCCUUAGAGAGCCCAAAUGGACACCUGGACUUGUUCCUCCGCUUCCUCCUGGGUCUUUCACUGCACACCAAUCAGACCCUCCUACGAGGCCUGCUGACACAGACAGGAAGUAGCUCACAGACCAAUCAGGAAACGAUCCAGUACAUCAAGAAGAAGCUCAGUGAGAAUCUGUCUGCAGAGAACAGCAUCAAUCUGUUCCACUGUCUGAAUGAACUGAAUGAUCGUUCUCUAGUGGAGGAGAUCCAACAGUCUCUGAGAUCAGGACGUCUCUCCGCAGAUAAACUGUCUCCUGCUCAGUGGUCAGCUCUGGUCUUCAUCUUACUGUCAUCAGAAAAAAAUCUGUUUGAGUUUGAACUGAAUAAAUACUCUGCUUCAGAGGAGGCUCUUCAGAGGCUGCUGCCAGUGGUCAAAGCCUCCAACAAAGCUCUGUAA
Molecule: messenger RNA, 2508 nt
Organism: Oreochromis niloticus (Nile tilapia)
Lineage: Eukaryota; Metazoa; Chordata; Actinopteri; Cichliformes; Cichlidae
Product: protein NLRC3-like
Exons: 7
Coding region: 154-2508 (784 amino acids)
Source: RefSeq, a predicted model, not a curated record